AUGGGGAAAGGGAACGCCUCUAAAACAAAAAUGCCUAAAGAUAGGAAGAAGUCCCUUGCACCGCCAAAGAAGGAGGAAGAGCCGCAAAAAGAAGAAGCGCCAAAAGAAGAAGAGCCCCCUGUCGAGGAAAUACCAGAAGUAAUAGAAGCACAGCCUGAAGAGGAGCCCCCAAAAGAAGAUACGUUCAAGACGGACACGCUCAAUGAGUUUCUUCAUCUGAUAGUCUCUUCUUGGACAGGCCCAUGCGAAGGAUCCAUCCCGCACGGAUUCGGCCAGAUGAUUCUGCGUUCUGGGGCGGUGUACGAAGGCGACGUUGUGAUGGGUAGACCCCACGGAAAGGGAAAACUCAAGCUCGAGAAUGGGUGGACCUAUGAGGGCGACUUUGUCCAGAGCUCGAUUCAAGGCACAGGGCGCAUUUAUUUCCCUGACGGCGGCGAGUACGAAGGCGAAGUUGCCGCCGGUUAUCGCCACGGCGAAGGUGUCUUUCGCCUUGGCGAAAUUACUUAUCAUGGCUUCUGGAAAGCCGGCAAAAAACAUGGGGAAGGACGCUGCCAAUGGAACGAGAAAAGCUUCUACGAAGGCAGCUGGAAAAACGGCCUCUGCGACGGCUUCGGCGAAAGACACUGGGGCAACGAUGAUUCUUACGUUGGAGAGUGGAAAAAUGGAAAACGCCACGGCCAAGGAAAGAUGAUCUGGGUCGAUGCAGAGCAAACUUACGAAGGCGAGUGGCAAAAUGGAAUACAGCAUGGAGAAGGAACAGCAAAAUGGCACGGAUCAAGAAACGCAGAGUACAGUGGCAGCUGGAAAAACGGUCAGCGAGAUGGGAUCGGCGCGAUGACUUACGGGGACGGAUCUUAUUAUAAUGGCGAAUGGAAGGAAGACAAGAAAUGGGGAGAAGCAGAAGUCGUCUCUACUAAUGGCUAUAAAGAGGCGCCUAUCUUAUUUGAGGAUGACAGAAUAGUCGAUCAGUUUGACAACGGCGACACAUUUUACUCUAUCACAGAAAGCCAGCUCGACUCGACUCUCGGAGAACUCCUCGCUGCCGGAAAAGCUGGAAUAAUUCGAAACAUCGGCCAAAUCCGCCACCUCUAUUCGACCUAUGCCGAGGACAACGUCUUCCGACUCAUGCACUUUGAUCGGCUUUGCGUCGACUACGGCAUUGUCAAGCUAAACCCGAUUGAAGGCUUCUACUCCGAAAACAUCAAAGAUCCUAUGCGCCCUCUCCUGCUCCGCGAGUUUGCUUGGUUUUUGGUCAAUACUGCUAGAGUGCUCUUUCCGCAGCAAAAGUUGGAUGAUGGAGUUCAGUUUUUACUCGACGGAAUGCUCCUCAAGCCGGUCAAAACUCCUUACAGAGAACUUUACAAAAUAGAAAUUUGUAAAAUGCGGGAAGGCCUUUCGCGGAUCUGGGCAGCAAAUGAUUACGGAAUGACGGGUAGAGAUUUCCUUCAGUUUCUGAAGAAAAUCAAAAGUCCGUUCACUCCAACACAAGGCGUGAGAAUCAUGUGUCGCGACGAUCCAGUUAUGGAAGAAGAUAUUGACAGAACAAUCAGUUUUAUUCAAUUCGCAAAUGCGCUGAUCGGACUUAUCAUAGAAGAGCGAAAUCCGCCAGAAGAGCCAGAACCCGAGAUCGCACCGCCACCAGUAGCACCGGUCGAAAAAUCAGUCAGAAUCAACCCAGAUCCGCCGCUGGAAGAAAAGAUCGACUCGGAGAUUUCUCGCACCACGAUAGAGGAAGGUCGCUCGUCACAAGACAAUCAAAGUGAAACAGAAGAGCAAUUGAGAAAUCAACUCGACACGCCAGAUAGUAACGCAGACCCCACAGAACAGCAGCCAAUUAAAAACAGAAGAUGUACAGUUAAACCGCCAAACCGACUCUCCGGCGAAUACGGUAACCCAAUGCCCAACGAGGAAGAGGGAAGCGCAACCGUCGUGAAAUCGAUGUCCUCCGUCUCCAGUAACAAACUAGAAAAAACAAUCUCCAAUUCAACGCAAACGCCGACAACAAACGGACCAACCAAGUCCGGCAGCUUACUGCAAACGAUAUCGGACAUGUCCGAAAAGCGAAUCAAGUCCGGCGACUCAGUCGCUCGAUCUCUUAUUUCCUCGGCGAGUGUGAUGACCGAAAUUGUCGACUUCUUCAACGAAAGAAUACUCGCGCCCUGGAUAGAAUUCGAACAAGUCGACUUGAUAAUGCACCAGAUGGAAGAAAAGCGGAACAACCCGAAAGACAUCAAACUCAUUGAACUCGUCAACGUCAGAUCGCACAUUCAGUCGCUUUCGCUCAUCUCCCUCAAGUCCGAAACAAACCAACCAGAAGUCUCCUAA
Oikopleura dioica is the source of this 2325-nucleotide messenger RNA. The record is from the annotation of a GenBank genome assembly. Lineage: Eukaryota; Metazoa; Chordata; Appendicularia; Copelata; Oikopleuridae.